CGUGGCACUGCCAUUGUGGUGCAUCUUUAACCAUUAACGAUGAGGCUCUCCAUUUUUCAAAACGAAACACAAAAGCCAAAUCCUUCACCCAUCCUGUGGCCAGAAAUGGGCUAACAAUGUCGUGAACCCAAUCCAAACCGACGGUGAGAUCGACGACUCAACCAGUCAUCGACCGUCGGAUGGUAGGAAAAGAGAAUUGGGUCAGAGCACUAUAAGAAGGGCAGCUCUGUUUUGGGGGUGAGGCAGAGAAAGAAGAAAAAAAGCAAGCAGCUUUACUUAGUAGUGAAACCCAGAAGGCAGAGCAAGCCGAAUUGUAGAAAUGGCGUCCAUGAUUUCGUCCUCCGCCGUGGCCACCGUGAGCCGCACCGGCGCUCAGGCCAGCAUGGUCGCCCCUUUCACCGGCCUCAAGUCCACCGCCGCCUUCCCCGCCACCAGGAAGUCCGUCAACGACAUUACUUCCAUCACAAGCAACGGUGGCAGAGUCCAGUGCAUGAAGGUGUGGCCACCACUGGGUUUGAAGAAGUACGAGACCCUCUCCUACCUUCCCCCAUUGACGGAGGAGCAGUUGGGCAAGGAGGUCGACUACCUCCUCCGCUCCGGAUGGGUUCCUUGCUUGGAGUUCGAGUUGGAGCAUGGUUUCGUGUACCGUGAGAACAACAGGUCGCCAGGGUACUACGACGGAAGGUACUGGGUGAUGUGGAAGCUGCCCAUGUUCGGGUGCACCGACUCGUCGCAGGUGCUGAAGGAGCUCCAGGAGUGCGUCAAGGAGUACCCCCAGGCUUUCGUCCGUAUUAUCGGAUUCGACAACAAGCGUCAGGUGCAGUGCAUCUCCUUCAUCGCUUACAAGCCCGAAGGAUACAACUAAAACUCGUCGACCUCCAAUUCCUACGUACCAUGCCCACCAAAAUGAAGGGUCUUUUGGCUUUGUUUUUUUUUUUUUUUUUUAAAUCCCUUUUGCGUCUUUCUUAUUCUUGUUGUUUUUAUUUUGUUUUUCCAGAAAUUUUCACUGUUUUCCCGUGGUUGGAUUCGGAUGUUGAAUCGAACGGUUGAGAUAUGUUCAAAUAAUAAUGGUAGUACUUUGCAUUUACUAUAGUUUGUGUUUAAUUUGUUCACUUAUUGAAUCGCCUUAGCUUCUCCCCAUCUUCUUCGCACUCGUGCUAAGCUAGUUUGGAUAAGGGAUGGGAUGGUUGGUUCUAUUGCCAAAUGAGUGGUUGUUGAUGGUUGCUACUUGCUACUACUUCCAACAAAAAAACUACAGGGCUUUCCCAUGUAGCUCAUGGAUUUAAAAUUGUAAAAUUUUGUUUUCAAAUCUUCACAAUAUCAUGAUUCAUGACUCAUGAGUCCAGUCUCCAAAAUCUCCAACACCCGUGACACAAUUUCAGGCCAUCUCCAAUGCUAGUCUCCAAUUUCAACAUUUUUACUUCAAUGCUACCAUCUCAAAAUUUGGGGGCCUCUAG
This is a messenger RNA of Linum tenue, 1457 nucleotides long. The record is from the annotation of a GenBank genome assembly. Lineage: Eukaryota; Viridiplantae; Streptophyta; Magnoliopsida; Malpighiales; Linaceae.